AUGGCUGGUGACCUCAUCUGUCAUAAACUGUAUUGCUAUGACCUCUACAUCCCAUCUGCCCCUGCACCACGGAACAAGGAGCAGAUAGCUGUUGACAACUUUAUUAAUGAGAAGAUUGUGGAAGUCCUGGAGAACGAUGAUUACUGCUGUUACCAUGGUUACAGGAAUUUUGUUGGUGGAGAUACCAUCAUACAUGCCAUGCAGAAACCCAUGAAAAUUAUCCCUGUUACACUUAUACCAGUCUACAAAGACCAAUACUUCCGAACUCUUUUAGACAUACUUGUAACUGCAGAUAAGCUGAGGAGAAUUGUACUGCUUUUGUUUGAUGCUACUUAUACUUUGCCCAAUCUAUGGCAAUGUUGCUUUUCAGUAGAAGUCAACGACCCACAACUUUUGCGCAAAAUAAAGAAAACUAUAGAUCGUCAUAGAAAACUGAUUCCAUUGAGCAGAAGGAAACAGAUAGUAUUGAGGGAAAUAGACACAGAGUCUACUUCGCCCUUCUCAUCCUCCAUAGGCAGAGAUUCCCCUUUCAGGAGGUCAGAUAGAUCAAGGGAGUCAUUCAGACCGUACUGGAGACAUCACUGCACCUCUUCCUUCAGCAACUCAUUCUUGCAGCACAGAGUGCUUCCCCACAGAGAAACUGAAGACAUCCUGAAAGAAAUGUCCUACAUAUCUUUUCAAGAGCUGGAUGAUUAUUUUAUGAGAUACUGGGAUGCUAGCAAUGAGUGGAUCAGACAACAGAUCUGUCAGAUGUUGGUCAAAAACAUCAAGAGGGACUUUCUGACUUUCUCUAGGUUGGCAAACCUGGAGAACUUAGAACUGAGAGUAAGAAAUCUCAUCCAAUGCAACAGCUCUGCUUCCAACCAGGAGCUUCGCAUUCAGCAGGAGAAACUACACUGUUGGAUUCUGGCAGCAAUGUUUGUUCAUGUCUCCACAACAAACAAUGGAAAACUGAAGGCUCUGUUGAGGGGAAUGGUCUUUGCAAAAUACACUGGACCUUCAGAGGAGAGAAAUUACGAGUACCUGUGCUUUAGUGCCUACCAGAAAAUCAGAAUGGCCAUCUCCACUGCUGUAAAAAAACAAAUACCCUGGCCAAAUUUUAUAGAAACGUAUCUGAAGCACUUGGAAAGUUUCCUUAAGACAUUGGGGAAAAAAGUGACUUGCGCAAACCAGAGGGUCAUGCAGUUCCAAUUCAUCCAGAAGCAGCUUCAGAGAGUACCCUGGAUGAUAAGACAUAUCUUUAUUCUUGUUCUUACUGAAAAGGUGUUUGAAGACAAACUACUUGCAGUCAGCCAGCCCUUCUUCUUCCAUGUGUGCACAAAGUUGGGGAAAAAGCACUGGGAGAUUCUACUGGAAAUCACUGAGCGCAUCACUGAACAUAUCCAAGCCAGCCACACACAAGGGGCAGUAAAAGAGUACCUGCAUCUUCUCCAAAGCCUGUGGGAAUGGUGGAUGACAACUGCCACUAAAAAGAAGACAACUUUGGCAAGGAUCAUCCUCAAUCAUUUCUUCCAAAAGUUGCUUUACCACCCUCUGAGUGAGGUGAGACACUGCGUUGCACCAUUACUCUUUAGCAAGGAUGGCACAUACACACAUGCUACUGAGCUGGGAAACAAGGUGAUCCCAGCUGAUCCCAGCCACGUGGAGGCAGCUCUCCGAGAACAUCUGAAGGUCACCUUCCCUGAUCUUACCCUCAAGGGACAGAUGAAGACAAAUGCCAGUAGCAUUGUUGUGCAAGGUAUCACACCUGUCGGCAAUGCAAAGAUCUACAUAGCCAAACAACAGACCCUGAAUGACAUCUUGCAGACAAAUGCCACUGACAGUGACUGUGAAAGGUUUCAAGAGGUGAUCAAAAUAGUGGCUCUCUGUCAAGACAGGGAGUCCAUUGCCAAGCUGCAAAUGUCCAGUGCCUGUGGAGUGCCUCCGCUGUACAUGAUGGAAGAUGGGAACCCGCUCUUGGCUUUCUUGCAGGAAAAAAGAAAUAAGCUCACCCAAUCCAUUAUAAUAGACAUGUUAAAAGAUAUUGCCAGAGCUGUUGGGUCAUGUCACCAGAAAAGAGUCUUACUUUGCAACAUCACUCCAGCCAGCUUCAUUGUGGUCGCAGGUGGGCGACAAGGAACUGGAGCACUUCGAGUGCAGGUCAAGCUGUCUGAUUUCUUCCAGGCCAGGCUGGCUCCCCCACAGGAUGAGAGAUACUAUUCAGCCACUGAUUGUCCCUACGAAACCAUCAAAUCUGGACAGCUCAGAGGAGACAGUGAGGAGCCACUGUCCAUAUACUUCAGUGCUCCUGAGUCCCUGCAGUAUCACAUCUUCUCUGCUUUCUCCGAUGCAUGGGCUGUUGCUGCAACAUCUUACUCCAUCCUCCUGUAUGGUGGGCAAACAUACUUUGAGCUCAGGUACUUGCCUGUGUCCAGAUUCAUAGGAGAGGUCUGUAGUGGGCACAGAGCACAAAGACCAGACUCAAUUCCUCUGAAACUGUGGGACAUAAUAGCCCCCAACUUGGAGCAUGAUGAGGCAAAGCGUACAUCCAUGGAGGCACUGGUAGAGCACCUGGAAAACUACAGGAGGACCCUGGGGUCAGAUCUGGACAAGCCACAUGAGAUAAUAAGCCAGUUCUCUCCCAUCCGUGAGGAAGAUAUUAUAAGGGGCUACCUUGACAGCAAAGGCAACUUCAAGAAGAGUGAUCCACUCAACAUAUUUCCAGAGAAGUGUGAAGACACUGUUGGGCGAAAGGAUGACUGCUUGUGUGAGUUCGUGUCAUUCAGAAUGAACCAUAUGACCAAGAUGGCUCUUCACACACUACAGCAUGAGAACAUACUGCCGGUAAAAGAAAUCAUGCACUACUUUCCCAUGACCACCACGCUGAUCUCUGAGCCUCUUGAUGGCAACCCAAAGUCCCUAAUAGAAGUUGCUGCAAGUCCUAGCAUGGAUGAUGUCAAACUUCUCACUUGCCUUGAGCAGGUUGCUGCUGCCAUGGCGUAUCUUCAUUCCAGGAGGAUCAUACACUGUGACCUACAGUGUAGUUACAUUUACAUUAACUCUGAUCACAGUUGCCCAGAGGUGAUGGCAAAAGUUGGUCGCUGGGGAAGAGCAGUCUGUCUGCCACAUCUAGGGACAGAUGACAACCUCUUUGAGCCUUAUGUGCGCAAAGUUAUGCCAACUGAUGCAGCCAAGUGGGCUGCCCCAGAAGUGAGAAAUGAUGGGCUCUAUUCCCGAGCAUCAGACGUCUUUAGCUUUGGGAUUAUGAUAUGGGAAGCUUUAACAGCACAGUUGACCAACCUGCACAUGUACAAGCCACUGAAACCUUUCCACUCACUGAACAGCAGGGAGGUUCUAAAAUUCACGGAGUUAGGAGGUAUCCCUCAUGAUUUUGGUUUUCCAAACCUCGCCAGACUGAUUGGGUGCAUGAAAGCCUGUUGGAAUCACAACCCCACCAGGAGACCUGCAUUUUCUGCCAUAUUAGAGACGAUCAAACAGGAAAAACAAGCAGUCAGGGAAUCGGAGACUGCCAGGCUUGAAGCAGUGCCUUCUCAUGUUGACAUGCAGGACUACGACUCUGUUGACUUGGGGAGCAAAGCCCCAGAGGAGGACUCCUUCAGCCAUAUUUACGACAUGGUUCUAGAGUUAGAUACUGAUCUCCCACAGGCUGCUGGCAAUGUGUUGGACCCUGGCGAUCCCCACCAAGUCCAGCCGUCAGAAGGGAAUGAUCUUUAUUUCUCCAGGCAAGACAAAUGGGGAGAGAUGGUUUAUGAGUUUGAGGCAAAAAGAGGAAUAGACAGGAGCCCAGCAGCUUUCAAGGAGACUGGAUGGUAUGGUGAUACUGGCAUUAAGUGGCAUUAAAAAAAAAAAGAUGGAAAAAGCAAGAUGUUGGACCUCUGCAAAUCCCUGAUUCAUGGCAGAUGAAAAUCCCAGCAUGGCCAGUACCAGCCAGGAGAGGACAGUGGGAUCUCAUAACACUCGGAGGAGCCUGAACACCUGUAAAAAUCACAGGUGGGACUGAACAGCAAAAGGACAUCCUCUCUCCUGCAUCCUCCCAUUCUGGUCAGAAAUUAUUAACAAACUAGCCAAGAAGCAGAAGUUGUUAAUUUCUCAAAAUAGCACAGUAUCAGUGUCGUGGUUUAACCCCAGCUGGUAACUAAGCACCACACAGCC
Messenger RNA from Aquila chrysaetos chrysaetos, 4152 nucleotides. RefSeq lists its product as uncharacterized. The transcript has 18 exons. The coding region runs from base 1 to 3840 and encodes 1279 amino acids. The record is from RefSeq and is a predicted model, not a curated record. NCBI's taxonomy places the organism in Eukaryota, Metazoa, Chordata, Aves, Accipitriformes, Accipitridae. Gene Ontology annotation, molecular function: ATP binding; protein tyrosine kinase activity. Gene Ontology annotation, biological process: protein phosphorylation.